Molecule: messenger RNA, 1521 nt
Organism: Oppia nitens
Lineage: Eukaryota; Metazoa; Arthropoda; Arachnida; Sarcoptiformes; Oppiidae
Exons: 2
Coding region: 34-1521 (495 amino acids)
Source: RefSeq, a predicted model, not a curated record
UUUUUCUAAUAACGACUGAUUUAAUGACAAACAAUGAUCUUAGAAGUCAAACAAAUCAUUUGUGGAUCAGUUGUUUGGAGUGUUAUCUUAAUAAUAGCUAUAAUAAAACUGAUCCAAUAUUGCUGUCAUAGACUGGUCAAACAAAAAGUAGACACUUCAAAGUCGUCGGCAAAAAAUCGUUACGAAUAUCUUGUGGUUCCCGUCCUAUCAAAUCCAGCCAAAGGUUUUUCGCUGACAAAUACAAUCAUUAGUCUACAACUACUUCAUUAUGAGACAACUGUCUUAACAUUUAACAUCAAUUUAAAUAAAGCCGACAUUAGUCGAGACAUUUGUUGUCACCGAUAUAUACGUGGAUUUCUUCAGUUGUAUAGUAAGACUUCAUUACUUCCAAUCACUCAUUUGAAAGCUGUUCACAACUCAAAAGGCGAAAUAUUCAUGAAUGGCAUCGAAUUAGAAGACUUGUGGUCCGGUCGACGACUUUAUUAUAAUUUUAAUGAAAUGAUAAAAUCUGGAACUAAUGUUCAAACAAUUGCAUCGGUUAUUGUUAAACCACAAGAGUUAAAGUUAUGUACAAAAGAGACAUUUUGUCCAAAUUUCGAGAAUCCAUCGCUCAGUACGUUUGGCCGCGACUUGAAUCAGACGUCAACAAUGAAGACUCGCGGACAAGAACUUCACGGAAUCUCAAUUAAACCGAAACUUAAUUGGUUUGAAAUGACUGUCUUUUACGCCUUUCUAAUGAAUCUAAUCUUUUUGGCCAACGUUUUGAUAUUGUUUGCCAUUUAUGACUUAAAGAUCAAAUUAAAAGGAAUCGACAAAUAUAUUAAAAUUGUUGUCUCUAUAGUGUUAUCCGGUUUCGUGCCAUUGAUUGUAACAGACAUUAUGGCAUUGAUAUAUAAUUACUGUAUUAAAUCAAAGUAUAAUACAAGUGUGAGUCUGUCAGCCAAAGAAAAACUCAUUGCUUGCAAUCUGAUGCCUAUUAUAUUGUAUAUCUAUUUGUUGAUUGUUAUCGGUUUAACAAUUAGUUCAUCAAUUGGCGUACAAUAUCUUUUGAGACUUUUUGAUUACUCAGAAUUGACUGAAUCCGUACAGAUAUCCGGUUUGAACGAUAUAUUGUUUGUUAUAAUGUUUGUGAUCAGUCUAGUCGUGACUUUUACACUUUGGCUAAUAAUAUUGGGUUUUAUUAAAUACAUAUUCAAUUUUAUGACAUUCAAUCCAAAGAUUGUUAGAGAUGACAUAUCUAUUAUUACCGAUAUGUCCAGCACUGACAGCAAAAAAGAUCCGACACGUGAUGAAAAAGAGGAACAGUUAAAGACCAAAAUUAAUGUCAAAAUUAAAGGCAAAGUUAAGGCAAAAGAUCCUAAUGUUAUACGUUUUGAUACCACAAGACUUGACAACGACGCCAACGAUAAGCAUAAAGUCAAACGUGUCAGCACUGGUAGUCUUAUACAUUCACCCACUCAUUCAAAAGGAUAUAUUAAUCCCGAAGAGUUUAGGAUCACUGAAAGCAAAGUUUUCAAAUGA